This is a messenger RNA of Adineta ricciae, 1377 nucleotides long. The record is from the annotation of a GenBank genome assembly. Lineage: Eukaryota; Metazoa; Rotifera; Eurotatoria; Adinetida; Adinetidae.
AUGACCGUUUUUAUCGAGACUCCUUAUAUCGCUGCUUUGAAAGAAUCAUAUUUACGCAGUCGCUGUUCUGCAUGUUUUAAACCUGCUACAAGUCAAUGUGCACAAUGCUUGACUGUAGUUUAUUGUGACAGUCAGUGUCGAGUGAAUGAUAGUCUUUUCCAUCAAUUGGAAUGUCAAGCCUAUAAGAAUUCUGCUGAUCAACAUGGAGUUUCUGACGCAGUACUUGCACGGAUGAUUGCUCGUGUUAUUAGUCGUUUACGCAUUGAUGGUGGUGAGCCUGAACAAGAUCUGUGUUCAAAUAUUUCCAAAUUAAUUCAUCGUCGAUCAUGGAGUGAUCUUCUUGGACAUCGAGAUGAAGUCCCUCGAUCUGAGCGACAUUGGAAUCAAUGGUUAAUAACUAAACAACAAGUUAAGUCCUUCUUUGGUAAUCAGUUCGAUAGAAUUGAUCUGUUGGAAAUCUUCGGUAAACUUCUUAUCAAUCGUUUUCGUGUUGGUAUUCAUGAGAACGUUCGUGAUGGACGCGUCGCUGUUGGCUGGGCGAUCUAUCUGACAACAUCACGUUUUAAUCAUAGUUGUCAGCCAGAUUUACUUCAAUGUUCGUAUGAUAUUAAUAUGCGUUUGAAAAUAGCUGAUAGUAGUAAAACAUUUCCUGAAACAACUGCUGAAUUCAACCAACUAACAUUGAGUUACCGUCAUCAGAAUGAUUUUCGGCUAACUUAUCCGUGCAGUUAUGUACCAACACGACAACAACGUCGAGCGUUUGUUAGUUUCUUCUUUUUCAAUUGUCAUUGUGAUUUGUGUGCCGAUGAUUUACGAAAUCGAUAUGCAGAAUCAGCAACAAAUCGUUUAUGUGAACGAUGUGGCGAUUCACUAGUUUUGCAAGAAAAUUAUGAUGAUUCAACUGAAUCAAUUCUGACUUGUCUUGGACGAAGGAAAUGCUUAAAAACCGAAGAAAUUGUCGAUUGUGUAACGCUACCGAAAAUAGAUAAUACGGAACAAUCCGUCGAUAUCUAUGAAGAACAAUUAGAGAAUGUUGAACAAUUAUUACAUCCUGAAAGUAUCCUUUUGCUACAACUACGUGAAAAACUCUUUUUCAUCUACCAGAACCGUCUCAAUCAAUUCAACCUAGACAAAGAUCAACAACUAAUCUAUAUCAAUCGUGCUAUUCAAUUGGGCGAACAGUUAAUUCAAGUUUAUAAUAUUUACCUCAAAGAUUCAUCAGUUUAUCCAAAAAUCGUCGUAACCGAUGUCGCUUCACUCUAUGAACUUAUAGGCAAAACAGAGAAAGCCAAGGUACUUUAUCAAGAAGCCAUAGAUUUAUGGCAAGCUGAUUAUGACGGUCAUAUCGACUAUAGAGAUUUGAACAUGAAAUUAUGA